Exophiala oligosperma is the source of this 3696-nucleotide messenger RNA. RefSeq lists its product as uncharacterized. The record is from RefSeq and is a predicted model, not a curated record. The transcript is spliced from 2 exons. Gene Ontology annotation, molecular function: ATP binding; ATP-dependent chromatin remodeler activity. Bases 243 to 3527 code for a protein of 1094 amino acids. Lineage: Eukaryota; Fungi; Ascomycota; Eurotiomycetes; Chaetothyriales; Herpotrichiellaceae.
AUUUGCCUUUCUUUUCUUCACUUCUCAUUAUUUGACUUCAAUUUUUUCAUAACGCAUGACACCGUCGCUAAGCGUCUCAUUGAAGAUUACUGAUCCCAUUUCGGAUGUACUUUCGUCUGAAGUUUACUGCCAGGUAUUCUCGACCAUCAUGAUUCGCCACCUCUUCACUACAGACGAGUGCUCAUGAAUCACUCACACGUCCCUUCGUGGCGCUAACUACAUCGCCCUGUUCACAACAAAUCAUGGCUGCCAAUGCGCGUAUGCUGCUUGACCCCAAGUCGAUAAAGAAGAAAUCAAAACCAGAAGCCAACGUUUCAUCGACUGACAACAUGCCUCCGAAGCACCAGGCCGCUCUACCUCUCAAUCAGGCUGAUGCAAUACGCACAAACUCAAUCUUACCACAUACUCCGCCAGGAUAUUCGGAAGCUCGGACAUUGCUGGAUCCACGCUCACUCCUCCAGCCUAAGCGGUCUCAGAUUUCAAGCCUGAAUGCGGGCCGACCAAUGCCGUACAGUGGUGCAGACCAUGACAAUACGCAUCCACACCCCUCACAUACUCCUGGGUUGAAUCGCCAGCAUAGCGGUCCUCGGUCUCUGUUAGAGGCUGUGCAUGGCGUGGAAUCCCGAGUCGGUCAUCCCCGGAAGAAGGUGAAGCCAAGUCCCAGCUCUGAGAGCACCGAGUCAAAAAAGGCCUUGAGCUAUGCACAUCAUCCCAGCAGUGGCAUCGUUGGCGGAUACAUGCGUCCCGAUCCUGAAAAGUCUGCCGAGAAUACAUUGAAAUCUCUAGUCGACCUCACCAACGACGACGACGGCGAUGAAGACGAUGACAUUGAGAUUGUCUCUUCCAGAACCGUGGAUGACGAAGAAGUUUGCUACGGUCAUUUCUCGACCAACGUACACGCACACCGCAUUCCCAAACCCAAGAAUAUUUCGACUUUUCAGGGAGACAAGGAAUGGCCGGUCAUGAAAUGUACUCUUUUGCGAACACGAUCAAACGAUACCAUCAUUGAAGUUUCGGAUCCAUGGGGCGUCGUGUUCGGUAAGGUAAACGCCGACUUUGCCGCUGCCCUGGCCCCAGUAUUGGACGGUCUGCCAGGAGUUCGAACGCAGGCGAGGCUCAUCAAUCGCCGUAAGAAGCCAAACGAGUGGCCUCACGUCGAAUGCUCCGAGUUUCUGAAAAUGGUCGUAAAUGUCUACGGGCGAAGAAGGGAUGUCGCAAAAAUCGGACGACACUUUGGACAACAUAACUUUUGGUUUCGCCCACCAAUGGCUCCUGAGCCUGGUAUCCCAAUCGUCAAUCCACACCAGAAGAAGGAUCUCCUACCUCAGAUUACCAGAAAGACCGGACACACUCCUAUUCUUUCCGAUGCCCGUACUCUGGAAGAAGCAACAGAAGCCGUAUCGAAGCUCUUUGACUCAUUUGCGCAUGCCGGAAGUGCUUUGGAAGAGAGCGACCCGCCCUCGUCGGUCAUUACAACUCCUUUGUUAAGCCAUCAAAAACAGGCGCUCACGUUCAUGCUCCGCCAUGAGAAAGCGAGAACAUUCGGGACUGAUGAGUCGGACAAUUCUUCUUUGUGGAGACGGGUGACCACUAAGAUUGGUGCCACGGUCUAUCGCGAGGUUGUCAGUGGAAUCUCAGUAAAAGACGAGCCGGAUCAAGUCUUUGGAGGACUGCUCGCCGAUGUCAUGGGUCUCGGAAAGACUUUGGAGGCCUUGUCACUGAUAGCGAGCACGCUAGACGAGGCGAUGGAAUUCAGCAAGGAGAAGAUCGUUCGAGAUGAUCAAAACGUGCUUCUGGCGAACACUCAGGCAACAUUGAUUGUCUGUCCUACAAGUACGGUCAAGAAUUGGGAGGACCAAAUUGCGGCGCAUAUGGAUUCGGAUGCUGUGUCUUAUUACGUCUAUCAUGGUCCAAAUCGAGAACGGAACCCGUACAAGUUGUCAAAGUUCGACAUCAUCAUCGCCACCUACGGGGUUGUGGCCUCCGAGUUCUCGGGCAGGGGUGCCACUGGUGUCACUCCACUGAAACAGCUGAAGUGGUUCAGAAUCAUAUUGGACGAGGCCCACACGAUCCGAGAACACAAAGCUCAGCAAUCUCAAGCCAUCUACAGCCUAGAGGCCGAGCGUCGAUGGUGCCUGACAGGAACACCGAUUCAAAAUCGUUUGGACGAUCUAGGGUCGCUGACCAGGUUUUUACGGCUCUAUCCAUACGAUACGCCAACCCGAUUUAACCAGUACAUCAGAGGUCCCGCGCAAGCUGGAGACCCGAGUUUCUUGAAAGCUUUGCGAGUGUUUGUCGACUCAUUCACCCUCCGACGACUGCGAGACCAGAUCGAUUUGCCAGAGAGGAAAGACUUUGUGGACUUGCUUGAUUUCUCUCCAGAAGAGCGACAACUGCACGAUUUUUUCAAGGAAAUUGCGCAUGUACAGAUUCAAGAACUGGCACACAUGAAGCAGAAGAGCAGCGGAGUUCAGCAUCAUGUUCUCCGAGGUAUCAUGACGCUGCGGCUGAUUUGUGCCCAUGGCCGUGAUCUGCUGAAGGAGAAGGAUCUGGAAAAGCUGAAAGGCAUCAGUAAAAGUGAGGCUAUUGACCUUGACGACUACAUGCCCUCUACUAUCUCCAGACAGACAGCCUACGAAUCUCUGAAUCUCAUGACUGAGGCCGAACUUGAUCUUUGUCGACGAUGUGAACGCCGAAUAACGGAAAUAGAGUUCGAAGAUGAGCAAGGCAUUCGCUGCUACGUCUUACCGUGCUUCGAUUUGAUCUGUGCAGAAUGCUUCGCAGCGGACAAAAGCACCUUCGACACGAGACCUGACAAAGAACCGGUGACUUGCCCGUACUGCUCCAAAGAAAUCGCUGCGCAGUAUGUUGGAUUUAGUGGAUCCACUGCGCAAGAGAUCUAUGCAGCCCCCGACGACAAUAUCGCGCAGGACGAGGACGAAGCGACAGCGCACACAUACCACGGGCCACAUACCAAGACAAAAGCGCUCCUGCAAGAUAUUGCGGUGAUGCAGAAGGACAGUGAGCCUUUGGAAGCUGCUGGUGAACCUCCGCUCAAGUGUGUCGUAUUCUCCGAAUUUACUUCGCACCUCGACCUGAUUGAGAUUGCGCUGCGAGACCAUGGACACUCGUUUGUGAGGAUCGACGGCAAAAUGUCGCUAAACAAUCGAAAGAAGGCCAUGGACGCGUUGGCGUCGGACGACAGUGUCACAAUUCUCCUCGCAUCGAUCAAAGCGGCAGGGCAAGGACUCAAUCUCACCGCUGCAUCCCGAGCCUUUAUCAUGGAGCCCAUGUGGAAUCCAGCCGCAGAGGCACAAGCCGUCGAUCGGAUCUAUCGGAUCGGGCAGAAGCGGCCAGUUUUGGUGAAACGAUAUCAAAUGAAAGAUAGCAUUGAGAGAAAGAUCGUCGAGUUGCAGAAGCGCAAGCAACAGUUGGCAGACGUGUCUCUGAACCAGAACCAUAAGCAACUCAGCAAGAAGGAGGUGCGAGAACAACAUAUGAAGGAGAUUUUGGCUCUUUUCAAAUAAAUCAGUGCAUCUUAUCAGAGCAUUUUUGGCGAGCUUUCCAAGAUGCUUUGGACAUGGAAUUUUGGGCGCUGGCGCUGGUGUUUGUAUUAGACCUCGAGCCCCUUCAGCUUUUUCAGAUGUAUCAGAAUUAUUUGCUUUCUUCGAAUACCAGAAUAGAGAAUUAGAGAUC